This is a messenger RNA of Astyanax mexicanus (Mexican tetra), 5757 nucleotides long. RefSeq names its product transmembrane protein 41B (gene tmem41b). The record is from RefSeq and is a predicted model, not a curated record. Lineage: Eukaryota; Metazoa; Chordata; Actinopteri; Characiformes; Acestrorhamphidae. Gene Ontology annotation, cellular component: endoplasmic reticulum membrane. The coding region runs from base 151 to 1002 and encodes 283 amino acids. The transcript has 7 exons.
AGCUCCACGCCAGAAUGAGCAGAAGGUAAAAGGUCAGUACCGCUGUGUUGGACUAGCCGGGUGAUUUUCCAGCUCACACCUCGAUGAGUAUCAGCUGAGGACAGCUUGGGCCAGUGUUACAGUCGGUGUAGGGAUUUUUAAUAAGCCAGAAUGGCCAAGAAGAGAAGCGGAGAAAGAGGAUCCGGGGACGCCCCUUCGCUGCUGGAGGAAGAGCCGGCGGUUAAAGAGAACCAACCACUGAAAGGAGAGCAGCAGUACUCUGGUGGAGGCUCUGCCCGCAUGUCCCUCCUGAUACUCAUCUCCAUUUUUGCCUGUUCUGCCUCAGUUAUGUAUCUGGUUUAUAGAAAUUUCCCUGAACUGAGUGUAGAUGAGCAGGAAAAGAUAAAAAUCCCCAAAGACAUGGAGGAUGCUAAGGCACUGGGUACAGUGCUCUCCAAAUAUAAGGACACCUAUUAUACCCAAGUGCUCUUAGCUUACUUUGCUACAUAUAUCUUCCUCCAGACCUUUGCCAUUCCUGGUUCGAUUUUCCUCAGUAUACUGUCUGGAUAUUUAUACCCAUUCCCCUUAGCAUUGUUCCUGGUCUGUCUGUGUUCAGGUCUGGGAGCCUCCUUCUGCUAUAUGUUGUCGUAUUUAGUGGGCAGACCCGUAGUUUACAAGUACCUCACAGAGAGAGCCCAGAAAUGGUCUCAGCAGGUAGACAAGCACAGAGAACAUCUCAUCAAUUACAUAAUUUUUCUGAGAAUCACCCCCUUCCUCCCCAACUGGUUUAUCAACAUUACCUCACCUGUCAUCAACGUUCCUCUGGGAGUCUUCUUCCUGGGCACAUUUCUGGGGGUGGCUCCUCCAUCUUUCGUAGCAAUUAACGCCGGCACCACACUGUACAAACUCACCACCGCGGGAGAGGCGGUGUCCUGGAACUCUCUGGCCAUUUUGGGCGUCCUGGCAGUUCUGUCUAUUCUUCCAGUGUGCUUCCAGAAGAAGCUGCAGCAGAAGAUGGAGUAGACGCCCCAGUUUGCUCAGUAUGGCUCUUGCUGUUGGCUGGGGAGUGAUGUGAAGAGGUCCUCUGUCAUUCACUUCAGUCUGCAUCUGCCCAUCAUCACACUGCAAGCUCACGUUUGUCCUCAUGGUGGGUGAAAUGGGCUCGAAACUGUUAAAGAUCUGACCGGCCCAUCCUCUUCCCCUCAGUUUCUGUUUAUUUUUUCCUUGCGGAUUGAAAUUUUGUCACAGUAAUGAAAAUGUAUUUGACUUUGCAAAUGUUUUUAAUGAACCUGACUACUAAUUAAUGGUCCUUUUAUUAACUGUAGUGUUUUUUUUUUUUAUCUUUUCUUCAUUACCCAAAUUAUUCUCAUAACUGUAAAGCAAUACUAGUGUGUAUGGUUUUUUUUUAAAGAACAUUUUGUUUAUUAAGAGCGGGUUUGCUAGUACAAUAACAGACAACUUAAACACAGCACACCGGUCAAAAUCUCUUCUAAAACAAUGUGCCAUUAUUAGCAUGCAGUUCCACACUCCAGUCUGGUUGAUUAAAAUGUACAGUAGAUUUUAGGCCUGUCACAAUAACUAUGAUUGACUGAGCAUACAGUAUAAGAAUGUACCCUCUUAAUCAUUUUUUGAACCGAUUUGCUUAUUUAUUUUUGGAUAUUUACAAUUUUCAUACCCCAGUUCCGAUGUCUAAAAAUUACUUUGAUAAAUGAAUUGCUCUUUAAGCGGGUUUUCACACCUGUAGUUGGUCACUGUGGUCUGGAUCAGUUGAUGAGUUUGUUUAUUUGGAGCGUUUCUCCCUCUGUUUGGUUUAGUUUCACACAGGCAUACACCAAAAUGUGCUGUAAAUACAGCUAGAAGAUACUUUGUUCCUGCACGUAUAUCUUUGCAGUGUGUAAAGUGUGCAGCACAGUUGUAGAUGUAGUAAACGGAGUCGUGCGGCUGCAAGCAGUGAACACUGCACGUACUGUGCGUGUAAACGGCAUUUUUUCAAAGCAGUGGUAAUUAGCAUUAUCUGGCUGAUAUAUCAGAUUAAACUGGGCCUUGUCAGCAGUUUAGGUUAGUUAAAAGAAGUAUAUUUGAUGACUGGGUCACGUUCUCACCACAAGCAAAUUGCUCCAUAGUUCUUUCGAGACCAGACUGAGACCACCUCAUCUAUCUUGUCCCGGUCCAUUUGUUUUGAUCCACACCCGUGUGCGAUAACUGUUUUCACAUUUGCUUAAUUGAACCACACUAAGUGUACAAACAAGAGAACCAGAGUCUGUUUUAACCGGGCUAAAUACUGCUGGUGUGAAAAUGGCCAAAAAAGUUAAUCAAUUUAUUUCUAUAAUUUCACUAAAGCUGAUUAUGGUGACAGGCCUAGUAUAUAUAUAUAUAUAUAUAUAUAUAUAUAUAUAUAUAUAUAUAUAUAUAUAUAUAUAUAUAUAUAUAUAUAUAUAUAUAUAUAUAUAUAUAUAUAUAUAUAUAUAUAUUUGAGACCCAUAAUGUAAUAUGUAGAAUGGGCAUUAUGAGAUUCUUGAAACUUUUAGUGUGAUCUUUGAUUUGGAGACUACAUUAAUAUGAUGCUCCAAACAGAUUGAUGCUGUGCCAGCUUAGUGCCCUUAAUGUACUGCUGCCAACUACAUGUAGGAGGUGCUAGUGCUUCUUGCUCUUAUAUCGUAGAUACUUUUCCAUUUAUCUCAACUGCCAUUGAUUAUUGAAAGGGUGAAUGAAUGAUUGAAUGAAUAUGGUGAGAAGAAGGUUCAAGUUCAGACAGAGAUGAGUUGUAUUUCUAACGAUGCCUCUCAUGUAUUGUAACUUAUGAAAUGUGUAGGUUUUUUUUUUUUUCCUCAAACAAAAAAUCUAAUUCACAAAAUACUACAAAAAUCUAAACGUAAUCAGUCUGCCAGGAUGUGAGAUACAUCCAGAUUUUGCUUCUGUAGUUAUGAAUCUAAUGAACGUUGCUAACAAACACUAAAGGGCAUUCACACCUGAAAUCCUGGACCAAAGGUGUGUGUGUUUGUUACUCUGUAUACAAUUAGGGCUUUUUCACACUUGUCCUAAAUGAAUAAAUCUGAACGCAUGUCGUGGGACAGGGAAAAAAAGCCUAGUGCACAAAAACACCCUUAAGCCCUAUCCGGACAGGAUUAGUUUCUCAGGGAGACGUCUGUGAAAAAACAUUUCACACUUUUACUCAGUGAUAAAACUGAGUUGGCUUUCUUGGUCACAUGCAUGUGUUCAGUAGCUCCUCCAUUUCCACUCGCUGUUGUUUUUACAUGGAUCUCCGUGGAAAUACGCGCCCAAAUUGUUACUACAGUGUGUGGCAGUGGACAAAUAGCUAUUUUAUUAAACACAAGGUGAAGAAACUCAAAAAUGUGGAUCCGAACGGUACUAAAAUUACCGGAGGACCACAGAGUUCAGCAAAAAACAGUAGGUAAUCUAGCCUGUAAUUUUCUCAGAGGAUGUCUGAGAAAAACACAUACAUAUUCAUUCCUGACAGGAAUUAAAUCAUAGAGGACCCCAGAUAAAAGAGAAAAUUACCCCAGAAAUGACCCCCUGAGAAACUAGUCCCAUGCAGAUAGAGCUUUAGUUUGGUUAGUUGUGAGGUUAUUUUUCUUCUUCUAUUGUUUAAUGGGGGAUGGUAGCCUGCCUCUAUUUCCUGUGAUUGAUUUGAAAAUCCUCUGCAGACACACUGCACCAUCGUUCAGUUGAUUCAGACUGAGACCAUUUCAAUAUAUCAGACAAAUUUAUGGUCCUCUUCUUCCAAAAAUGAUCUGCAGCACUUUUCACACCUGCUAUUCUGGUGCAAAAUUACACUUUAAUUUGUUAGCAACAUUAGCUUCAUAGCUCUGGUGCACAACUGAUGAAGCAAAAUAUGGAUGCUAACAAUGUCUUGACUAGGGGUGAGAAUCUCUCAAUCCGAUAUAUUAUAUUAUCCCAUGCCCAUGGUAACAGUAAUAUCACAAUCCUGUGAUUCUGUGAUACUCGAUAUAUCACAAGACAAUUCUCUACCAUACUUUUGUGUUACUACUAAAUAAGUAAAGUCAAAUUGGUUGGCGAGUCUUCAGGAGUUUAGAGCGCCUAUUUUUAUAUAAAAAUAUUAUACAUAUUGAUAAUGUAUUGCAAACAAAAAUUAUGCAAUAUAUCGCAAUAUCAAUAUUUUGGCCCACCCCUGGUCUUGUGUGAUAGAUUACAUCUAAAAUAAAAAAAAAUAUGUAAUUUUUUUUCUUUACUUUUCUUUUUUCUUUUAAUGCAGCAUUGAGCUUAAAAAAGUAAGAGGAGGAAAGCAAAUGAUCUAGUCUUAACUAAUUCAUUAAUAAAGACUGAACAUUAGCUCUACUUAUAUUUUCGUACGUAUAUACACAUUUUUUUUUUUUUUUUUUUUUUUUUGUAUUUUAUUGUGAAAGCCUGUGUAGCCCAUUAGCUUUGUGUGUGAGAAUCUUCAUUUCAUUUCUUCAUGUCCAUUUUUUUAUUAUUUUAAUAUGGACCUAUAGAAAGUGAGCAGUGUCUAUAUAAUAUGGAGUCUUAUUUGCACUGAAUUUCUGCCUGUAAAGGGGAAACUAUGAUGGGAGGUUGUUACGCUACAAAUGGUGAAAGGUGGAUACCUCUCCGUGCUACAUAGUUGUCCUUUUUCUAAUCAUUUUACACUGUUUUUGUUUUUCCGUCAGGUGCUCUUCAGUUUUAUUCAUUUUUAUAGUCAUUUUUGGCCCAGUUUUCCAAAAGGAAUCAGAAGCAAAAGCUUCUUAGCAAAGAAGAUUGUUUUGUAGAGCAUCACAUUGCGCACUCUUUCGCCAUGUUAAGAUGUUCUUAUUCUUAGUCUUAUGAUUCUUGUGGGAAACUGGGCCCUGGUUUGUUUUCUCCUUUGGUGUGGUUGAUUUUGGCAGGUGUAAAAAAAAAAAACAGUAACCGCAUUUGGGAAUGAACCUAAACAACCAUACUGAUAAAAGCGAGAGGAGAUAGUCCUAAUUUGGUCGUUAACAAAACUCCGGAGCGGAUAGUUUUUUGUGAGAACAAGAUUUGAACUUGAUCUGUAUUUUUUUGAGUCAACUAUCAAAUAUUCUCAAAUAUGUCUGAGCUAAACGGCUGUUCAAGUGCAGUUUAACCUAAUUUGUAACCCAGAAGAUUACUGCUCCAUGAACUGAAAUAUGUGCUGGUGCGGAACACAUAACCUUAUUUCUGUAUUUACGUUCUUGCUCCGCCCCAGACAGGUCUGACCAAUAAGUGGAGAGAAUGUGCUCUCAUGGUUUAUUGCAAUAUAUAUUGUGCCACUUACCACUUUCCUUGUGUGAAACCAAACUAAAGGGGAAACCCUGAUUCAGAUCAGAGAAAAUCCACUAUAGGUAUAAAAAAAAAAAUCCUAAAAGAGUAAAGAUCAUUCACUGUUUCCACUGUGAUAUUCUAUUGGCUCUACUAUUUGAUUAUGAUCUCUUACUGAGAUGUUGUAUGGAAAACUGAACAGACCCAAAGCUCGGAGUCAUAACAAGUAACCCAGCCAUGUGAUCCUGAAUGAUGCAAAGACUAAUAAAUUCUAUAUAAUCAGUUUUAUUAACAAUUAAACAGUACAGGAUUACUGUAACAGUUCAGCCCUCAGAAUAGUUCCUAAUCUUUUUAAUAUAUAGUUUGCUGUCUCAUGAUUUGGGUUCUCUCCAAGAUCACAGUAUUACAUUGGUGUAUUACAGUAUAAGAAUCAUAUGGAAAUGCUAUAAAUUUACAUUUUUUUUUCUUUUGAACGUCAUGACAAAAUGUUGUAUAAUAAAGAUAUUUAUUAUGAAAUGAUUAAAAACAAAUGUUUCCCUAAUA